AACUUCAGUUCCCACUUCGUAAAGCCUUAAUAUAUAAUAUUUAUGCGAUGAUCCAAAUAAAAAAUAUCGUCCUCACUUCUUUUACGUAUUUUGCAAUUAAAUGGUAUACGCAUAUCCCUAAAGUAAUAAUGCAAAAAUAAGGAACGUCAAAAUCGUGUGUUUUUACUUGUUAACAUUUAAUUUAAUUAAACAAUUUUGUUCAUAUUACUUUUGAAGCAUGUUUAAAUCUAUGCGAGUCAAAAUCUCUUAUCGAGACAUCGAUAAACACUUUCGAUAAGAAACAGUCGAUAGUCGAUAGUUUGUUACGUCUUUCGUAUGUACACAGUUGUAUAUAUACAGUGUAGUAUGCAAAAGAUUGCAAAAUCACAUUAAAAGAUAAAAUGUUAAACCAGAGAAGAGAAAAUGAUUCAAUUUGUUUUGUGUAAAGAAUGAAUAUCAUGUCUCGAAAAGAAUUAUGGUCUAUUUGCAGCAUUAAAAACGAAUUAGUUAUUUAUUUAAUAGUUCAAUGAAAGGAACGAAAACAUGUAACUGCAUUUGCUAAACAUUUUCAUACUAUUAUGAUAGAAGAAUAAAAUUUAAAACAGUUUUAAAAAGAAGCAUACAAAAUAACAGUACUUUUCAGAAAACGAAACUCUUAUAGCAAUUUUCCAUUAAUACGAAAAUUUUUUAAAAUGUCUAAUUAUCUAUUUAAUGCGGAAUUCAAAUCAAUAAAUCCAACAUCUAUCUUGUUUAAUGUUAUAAUCUUGGAUGAGUGAUACAUCUGUCUGUUAUGUAUGUUGAAAACAUACAAAAACAGUAUAGCGUCAAACAUAACAUUUCAAGGCAUCAAUGUUAUUAAUGCAAUUAUAACACAUGUAUUUAAUGUUAUACGUUUUAUACAUUAUGUUUACAGUUUUUAGUAAAAAGUAAACAAGUGUAUUGUAUUGUGUAAUUUGAAAAUUUCAAAUGUUAUGAAACAAUGUAGAUUUGAAAAUUAUGAUUUUCAUUGUAUGAAAUGCAGUUUUCUGAUCAGUAAUAAUGAACAAAGGAAAUGUAACAAGUGUCAUAAAUUCUGUGACACCAAUGAUGAUGUUUGAUAGCAUUAAAAAUCACACAAGUGCUAUGGCAACUAACAUAUCCAAUGAAACAUCAUCCGAAGCAUACAUAUAUUCUACAGAAGAAAGUGGCAAUGCUCAACAGUUAUGGAACAUUUCUAAAGCCACAACAACAUCGCCUAAUAGUACAUCAGUUUUAUUUGAUACAUCAAGCACCAAUGUAUAUAUGUCUACAACAACAGAAACUUUUGAUGAAUUUGGUCCACCAGAUGGAAUAGAAUACAUUUUUGUACCGCUUGGUGUAGUGGUCUUUGUUAUUAUUUUAUCAGCUGUGGUAUGGGUAAUAAUAAUCUCAAGGAAAAGAAAAUUAGAACGUUUAAGGCAUAGACUUAUGCCAAUGUAUAACUUUGACCCUGGAGAAGAAGAAGAAGAUGAUUGGGAAACUGAAUUAUUGGAAGAAUGUUACAGUAAUCAUCAAAGACGCCAAGGAUAUCAAUCUAUGGACACAGAAGAAAAUGCUGAACUUUUCGGAAAUCGUUGACAAAAUAUUUAUAAUAGUCUCUUAAAAAACUUUAUAUUACUUGCAACUUACCAGAUUAAAACUUCAAAUAUUUAUUAGAUUUAUACAUUUAUUUAAUGCUUGAAAAAAACUUGUAUAUAUCUUAAAUUUGAAAGAUAAAAUACAUGUUCAAAAAUUUUGUAUAUAGAAGAUACUUCGCAGUACAUUUAAAUGUCAUAAUUGACUUACAACAGAUGUUGUAUCAGUAUACGUCAUUUACUUCGAUAUUAAACAAAUACAUUUAUGCUUGACAUAUAUAUUUCAUAAUAGAAAAGCAUAGAGACAAACAUGACUAAAGUUUUCUUUUAAUAUUCUUUAAUAUAAUCUAAUUAAUAUUGAUUGUACACAGUUCAUAAGUUUUUUUUUUUAUAAAUAUACAGUUCUUAUUAUGUGCUUAAAUUUGAAUCAUAGUAUAUAUGCACAAGAUGUUAGAAAAAAAAGGUAAAUGAGAUUAAAAGCAAAUAAUAUUUGUGAAAUAGAAAAGUUCUAUUAAACAUUAAUCUUUUACCGAAAUUCUUAUUUAAAAAUUAUCGAAUGUUAAGUGCUAAAUCAUCUGAAGUUUUAUUCACCCUUAAGUUUGCCUUUUGUGUCUAACAUUGUAAACAGGUGUUUCUUUUCCUCCGAAAAUAUAUCAAUAGAAUGAAAUAUGAACAUUGUUCAAUAAAUAUGAAAGAGAAAGGAACACAAAAAAAUAGAAUAAUUAGUGUAUAGUAGAGCAUUAGCGAAAUACUACUACAAUAUUCCAAAGGAUAUUUUUUUCUUCUAUAAUGAGUAGUAUUAUUUGACUGUAUUAUAAAAUUGUCUAUGAAAGAAAAGUAAAAAAGUUGUUGGAGUUAGAAAAUUUAAAAUUUAAGUAGCAUUAAGUGUAAAGUACAAUACAUUAGUAAGAGUCAGUUUAUAAGUUUAUUUACUUUAAUACAAAUUUGACAUUCACACAAAUGUUUGCCUCAAGAACAAUGUUCACAUGAUUAAAUUGAAUUAAAAAGUGAUACUUUUUCUAUAUGA
This is a messenger RNA of Osmia lignaria (orchard mason bee), 2598 nucleotides long. RefSeq lists its product as uncharacterized. The record is from RefSeq and is a predicted model, not a curated record. NCBI's taxonomy places the organism in Eukaryota, Metazoa, Arthropoda, Insecta, Hymenoptera, Megachilidae.